AUGAGGUUUCCUUGGGGAGGAAAGGAGCGUGUCAAGGAUCUUGAGCUGAAGCUUGAUGAGGUUUCCUUUGGGAGGAAGAAAGCAGAUGAUACUAAUGAGUCUCGUGCCCAACAAGUAGAGGAACGUGUCAAGAAUCUUGAGCUGAAGCUUGACGAGGUUUCCUUGGGGAGGAAGUUAUCAGAUGAUGAUAAUGAGUCUCGUGCCCAACAAGUAGAGGAGCGUGUCAAGGAUCUUGAGCUGAAGCUUGAUGAGGUUUCCUUGGGGAGGAAGAAAGCAGAUGAUACUAAUGAGUUUCGUGCCAAACAAGUAGAGAAACGUGUCAAAAAUCUUGAGUUGAUGGAAUUGGAACUUAAUAUGUGUUGGAAGCCGAAGCUUGAUGAGUUAGAGGGUAAGAAAACUGAUGAUGGUAUUAUCUUUGAACAAAUCGAGGAUCGUGUCAUGGGUAUAGAGUUCAAGCUGGACAGCUUGAAUACAAAGCUUGAAGAGAUCUCCAAAGAGAAGAAGAAAGCUGAUGAUGCUGAUGACACACAGGUCCGUGUCUAA
Brassica napus (rape) is the source of this 543-nucleotide messenger RNA. RefSeq names its product MATH domain and coiled-coil domain-containing protein At2g42475-like. The record is from RefSeq and is a predicted model, not a curated record. Bases 1 to 543 code for a protein of 180 amino acids. The transcript has 3 exons. NCBI's taxonomy places the organism in Eukaryota, Viridiplantae, Streptophyta, Magnoliopsida, Brassicales, Brassicaceae.